UCGGGGGCGGCAUGCGCGGGAGGCGGCGGCGGCGGCGCGGGGGGUCGCCCCCUUGGCCCGGCCCGACACUGGCCGCCCGGCUGGCCUUCUUCCUGCUGCUGCUCCUGGGAAGCGGCGCGGCCGUCCCACUUCCGCAAGCAGGUGGAGGGGAAGCAGCAGCAGCAGCAGGAGUUGAAGUUCCAUUCUCGUUAAUUAUUCUUUCUUUCUGCACUCUUGCGGUGCUGGUUCUGCUGUCCGUGAACUGUGUAUCCUGUUGUAAAGAUCAAGAGAUAAACUUCAAGGAAUUUGAAGACAACUUUGAUGAUGAAAUAGACUUUACCCCGCCAGCAGAAGAUACACCAUCUGUUCAGUCUCCAGCAGAAGUGUUCAUACUUUCGGUUCCAACUGUUUCUCUGCCGGCUGCAUCACAGUUCCAGCUUCCUACGGAGGAAUCAAAGUUUCAAGUGGCACGUCAGAAUCUAAACUAUAUUCAAGAAAUUGGAAAUGGUUGCUUUGGGAAGGUUCUGCUUGGUGAGGUGUACACAGGCACCAGUGUGGCAAGAGUGAUCGUGAAUGAGCUGAAAGCGAGUGCCGAUCCCAAAGAACAGGAACGAUUCUUGAGGCACGGAGAGCCAUAUUUCAAUCUUCAGCACCCAAAUGUCCUCCAGUGUAUUGGGCAGUAUGUGGAAGCCAUUCCCUGUCUUCUGGUGUUUGAGUUUUGUGACUUGGGUGACCUUAAAACGUACCUUUGCGUGGAGCAGGAGAACAUUAAAGGAGAUUCCCAAAUCAUGCUGCUGCAGAGGAUGGCGUGUGAAAUUGCUGCUGGACUCACUGCUAUGCAUAAGCAAAAUUUUGUGCAUGGUGACUUAGCCUUGCGGAAUUGCUUUCUUACCUCUGAUUUAAAUGUAAAAGUUGGAGAUUACGGAAUAGGAUUCAGUAGGUACAAGGACGACUAUAUUGAAACAGAUGAAAAGAAGCUGGUGCCCCUUCGAUGGACUGCUCCUGAGCUGGUGACUAGCUUUCAAGACAGGCUGUUAACUGCUGAACAAACAAAGUACAGUAACAUCUGGUCCCUGGGCGUCACAUUAUGGGAGCUGUUCAGCGGCGCUGCGGUGCCUUACUCGCAUUUAUCCAACGAGGAGGUUUUGCUGCAAGUCAUCAAAGAGAAGCGGACAAAGCUCCCAGAACCGGUUCUUGAGCAGCCCUGUUCUGACAGAUGGUAUGAAGUUUUGCAGUUCUGUUGGCUGCCUGUGGACAAGAGAGCAACUGCUGAUGAGGUCCACAAGCUUCUGACGUAUCUCCGAAUGCAGAGCCAAAAGGAUUCAGUGAUUGACCCUGAGCAGUGGAACGUUCUAAAGCCCAACACUUCUGACCGGGAAUUGUCAGUGAGCUCUGCCUUUCCGAUUCUGGAUCCCUUCAUGGGCAGCAGGCUUGGCCGCGAGAUGGAAGAGGUCCUCACAGUAACUGAAACCAGCCGAGGGCUCAGCUUCGAAUACAUAUGGGAAGCCGCCAGGCAUGAUCACUUUGAUUGUGGCCAGAUGACUCCUGACGAAGGAGUGGCGUACACAAAUAUCUUCUUCCCGGUGGAAGUUUUUAAGAACAGUCUCUUGGGACAAGAACCUGGCAUGCAGGACCAAAGCGGUCAGGAGACAUCUUUUCAUGUGCCCGGAGAACUUCCCGUGUUCAACGCUCACAAACCUUCUGUUGGCAGUGAUUAUUACAUCCAACUGGAAGAGAAGAGCGGGAACAGAAGCAUGAGUUUUGAUAACCAGAAUGUCACGGCAAUGACUGAAGUGGACCACCUUGAAGUCCCCAAAGACAAAAAUUCUCACUUUGUGAUUCUUGGAGGCUUUGAUAGUAUAGAGUCUGCUACGGAUGGGGACUUUUUCAGUUACAAUAGUAGUUCCGAGGAAGGAGCAAAGCAGCAGGAUAGCCCUUUCCAAAAUAUAUUGGCUGAUGUUUCCAGAGCUGAACAGUUGCCUGAUGAAAGAAAUCAGUUGGAGUUAACUGAUCUGAAUGAUAUUCAUGUAGAGCUUGAAGCAGUUCCCUGUUUGGAUCUAGAGGAAUCAGCAGUAGUUGACCCAGUGAAAAAGGGAAGUCCCAUGCAUGUUUCAGAAAACAAAAGCGUUAACUGGCACGAAAGUGCCAUGCAGGACUCUGGCUUGUUGACUUCGGAAGAGCUGUGCAACAACUUCCUUUUUCUCCAAGAGAAGAACUUGUUAAAGGGGGCAUUUAAUAACAUGGCUGAUGCAGACAACACAAGUACGCUGCAGGCACCAAAUAGGAACUCUCUGGAGGUUGAGCUUAAAGUGGCUGGAAAUAUCCCAACCCCUAAAGAUGAAAGUUUGAUACAAAUAGCCACUGACAAAAGCACAGGUGUUCGGCUUCCAUCCUUUGUGGACAGUCAGGUGCCAUGCAGCUCACCUGUGAUGGAUAAGCAGCAGGUGGCUCCCCUGUUGAAAGCUGGGGAAGACAGUUCCGGCAUAGAAGUGAAUGAUAACUCUGCCAGUAGUAUUCAUGAUUCCUAUCUUGGAAUGGAUCAGGGCUCUGAAGCCAUCUCUAUUGAAACAUUGUCCAUGAAUGCCAAAAACCAACCAGGUGGGACUAGCCCCAUUCAAAGCAUUGUACUCAAUGUUCACGAUCAAGAGAGGCAGAAAAAAACCCAGGAACUUGACUGCUGUAGUGGGGGCUGGGAAGAGCUGAUCCAUGACUUGGGGAGUAAGGAAUCUGGAUUAGAACAGGAUGACAGCUGUCAUUUGGACCAAGGCAAUGGAAAUUCAGCUCAGGUUCAGAAACAUAACACAGAAGUUAUGCUCACAUCUAUCCUCCCUUCAGACCAGUCGAGCACAGACAGCCUGCUAGAAGAUAGCAUGUCAACCACCACGCAGAGCGUAGGGCAAUCUUUAGACACACCAGACUCCUUGGAUUCUGUAGAUGUUAAUGAAGUCUUAGAGUCUUUAGUGAGUCAAAGUCCCCAGAAAAUUUUGCCACCUGAUAAACCUGCUGACAGUGGCUAUGAAACAGAAAAUCUGGAGUCUCCCGAAUGGACUUCACACCUCAUUGGCACCGACUCCAGUGAAGACAUAGAUCUGUCUGUUCUUGGUGACAGUGGUCUUUUGAAUGGAAGGCCGAUGAUUAUCGUGUCUUCAGAUGUCGAGGUAGACACAGCAAAUAUCAUGAAUUGUUUUGAAGAAGCUGCCACGGCUUCUUUGGACAGGCUUCAGAAAUCCUACAGGGAUUCUGCUUAUUUUUCUGAUAAUGAUUCUGAGCUAGACAAGAAAUCUGAAGAGGCUACAAACACACCUGAGGAUCUAAAAACAGUAGUGGAGGAUGGCACUUGUACUGAAUAUUUAGAAAUAAAAAAGUGUGCCAGUGCAGAGAAUCAGCUGAACUGUGAUCAAGUUGCUGAUGCCCAGUUUGCAAAUAACUCAGAUUCACAGCUGGGGUUAGAUGAGAAACUAGAACUCCAUGAUAUAGAUGUAACAGUAUGUCCUCCUGAAGACGGUAAUACAAUUUUACUCCAACCUGCAGUGAGUCUAGAACCUAGCGAUGAAGAUGAAAUCAAACUGUAUGAGGAUUCCCCCAAAGGUGUCUCUUGCACAGGGACAAAUACGGCAGAUUUUGACCCUAUGGGUGAUCUGAAGCUUGCACCUAGCUUAUUGGGCCCCAUUGAAACAUUUGAAAGGUCUCCAUUGUGCCAUUUAGAUGGUCACAAGCUCAAAGAGCCAGAUGUGGAAGGAAAAUACCUGGGUAAACUUGAUGUGUCUGGGAUGCUUGAUCGGUCAUUGGAUGGAGAUGAUGCAGACGAAGAAGAUGAAAACAGUGACGAUUCUGAGGAUGACAUGAGAACUUUCCAUCUGCAUGGACUCAGCUCUGACAGCGAUGAGGAAGUUGUGCAUCAAGUACCAGUAAUCCUUAUUGAUAGGGAUGAUGGAAAACAUCUGAAGAGCUUGCUGAGGUGCCCAAGACCUUUGAGUCAGAACAUUCCUUCUGAAAACUCCCUAAAGAUUGAAAGGAAAGCAGUCACGUUCUUCGAUGAUGUUACCGUUUAUCUCUUCGAUCAGGAAACACCAACCAAAGAACUCGGGAACCGGGCUGCUGAAUCCAACCAUUCGGGCUCCAGCGAAGCUCCUCCUCCAGCUUUGGGUCUUGGUUACUUGAAUAAAUUUACUAAUUCGGAAAGCUCAACUGAUGAAGAAGGUGGAGGCUUUGAAUGGGACGACGACUUCUCUUCUCCAGAACCCUCUUUCAUAUCCAAGGCAGCAAACACUCUCAUCAGUUCCACUUCUUCCCUUCAGACGUCAAAGUACUUCUCCCCUCCGCCGCUGCCUCGAAGCCCUGAGCAAGUCUGGCCACGUUCACUACCUUACUCUAGAUUCACCGUCUCACCGGCAAACAUUGCCAGCUUUUCUCUCACGCACCUUACGGAUUCCGAUAUUGAACAGGGAGGCAACAGUGAAGAUGGAGAGAGAGACUAGGCAGCUGAAUGUGU
Messenger RNA from Heteronotia binoei (common prickly gecko), 4471 nucleotides. RefSeq names its product lemur tyrosine kinase 2 (gene LMTK2). Gene Ontology annotation, molecular function: protein kinase activity; ATP binding. The transcript has 14 exons. Gene Ontology annotation, biological process: protein phosphorylation. The record is from RefSeq and is a predicted model, not a curated record. Lineage: Eukaryota; Metazoa; Chordata; Lepidosauria; Squamata; Gekkonidae. Bases 12 to 4457 code for a protein of 1481 amino acids.